Molecule: messenger RNA, 9121 nt
Organism: Planococcus citri (citrus mealybug)
Lineage: Eukaryota; Metazoa; Arthropoda; Insecta; Hemiptera; Pseudococcidae
Product: protein PRRC2C-like
Exons: 39
Coding region: 253-7686 (2477 amino acids)
Biological process (GO): cell differentiation
Source: RefSeq, a predicted model, not a curated record
UUUUCGCGAAUGAUGUGACGGCCAUUUUGUUUUAUUCACAACAAAAAACAAAUUUGUUGCAUUAAAAUAGUUUAAAAACUAAUAAUUAUCGGAAUUGCUCAAAAUCAAAUUUAAUUAACAUACCCUAAGAAAUUAAUUAGUUUUUAUUUAAUACAGUUUUCUUUUAUUCAUUUGUCGUACCCACUCGAACGGACCAGGUAUAAGGUUCGUUUCGAGGGUUUUGUUUAAUCUAAAUGGUGCCGUGCAGACAGCAUGUCUACAUUGUCAGGGAAUGCGACCAAGGGGGAGAAAGGAAAAAAAUUUCAGCAACUGAAAAUACUUUUACCUUCCGGUAGUAAGUCGGCCGAACCAGAACAACAACCAAACAAAAGUAGCGCUCAGCGUAUUCAACAUGGAAUGACCUCAUUGGGCAAAGUGCCCACGGCUCGACGACCAACAAAUUUACCUAGUGAAAAAUCUGAACAAAGUGGAAAUGAUCCUUCUGUUAAUUUAGUUCCAAGUGGUGGUCCAGGAUGGGGAAACAAAACAAACGAAACCGGUCCGACACCAACACCAUCUCUGGUUCAGAAUGCGAAUCCUCCUCCGAGUGCUCCAGUCAACAAUACACCAAUGCCUGGGACAUCACAGCCGGUACAACAUGUACAACACUACCCACCCGCUUCAAGAAUGCCUCCCAUGCCUUCGCAGGUAGGACAUGUUCCUGUACAUCAUGGCCAUCCAGAUGCCAAAACAUGGGCAAGAAUGACGCUUGGUGGAGAUACAUCAGCCAACAAUCCGUUCACUCCGCAGUCUCCUCUAUUCCAUACAGAAUUCCCAAGUUUAUCUUCGAAUGCCGAAGCAUCAACCGCAUCCACGACUCAUGCUACUGCCACAGUUGCUCAAAAACCAACAACAAAUACAGUUGCCGAUACGCAAUAUGGCCCUGGUCCAAGUUUGCGCCCUCAGACGGUCAGUUGGAUGAGCGGGAGCCGUCCUCAAGGUGCGAUGGGUCCGCAAGCUGGAAACCCUAUUGCAUCUGCUCCUGCCCAGGUCCGCCCAGGGUUCCCAUCUCACAUCGGUCCAGAUGGCGCACGGAACAAUUUGGCCCCUUCUGGGGUGGGCGUGGUCCCGGCAGGCCCUUAUCAUCCUUCGGUAAUGACAGACAAAAUUCCUCAAUAUGGAGCUCUAAUGCCUCCUUUUAUGUUAAGAAAUGCUUAUCCUGGUGGCUUUCCUCCGCCGGGUGUUGGUCCUCGUCCUCCUUACGGACCACCGUAUAUGCCUGGACAACAUGCCCCAGCUGAAAGAUUCAUGCAACCUCCUACUGUUGGUGCAAAUUCUGCUAAACGUCCUUACGACGAUGAAGAUACAAAAAUCCGCUCUAUUAUCAAGGAAGAGGAUCUAAAUCAAAUGGCGAACAUUGGUAACGAUAUCGGUUGGGCUGGCCACGAAGAUAUCGAUUACAAUCAAAAAUUGAAAUUUAGCGACGAUGAAGAUGACGACAAAGGUAAAGAUGGUCGUAGUGGUAAAUCUCGUUCUAAAGCGCAACAAGCUGCCAAACUUGCUGCCGAGAAGGCGGCUGCUAAAAAAGAAUCUGAUAAAGAAAAUGAAUUUAGAACUUCGAUGGAAAGCCUAAAAGAACGAGAGAAAAUGUUCCCGGCCGCGGCAGUUGAAAAUCGACCAUUGGAGAUGCGAAACGUUUGGCAAGCUAGGAAAACUAUGGUCGCUGCGACUGCAGCUCCACGGUAUCAGAUUACUGCGCCAGCCGGUCCUGCUCCUGGUGCUGGUCGUUUUGGUGAAGAUGAUGAAGAAUUGCAAGAACGACGCAAACAGAAAAAAGAUGAAAUGGAGAUAAUUAUACAACGUGCUCGCGAAAGAAAAGAAGAAGUUGAGAAACAGUAUCAGCAGCAGCUCCAGCAAGCUGCUCAUUUGAAAUUGAAACAAUUGGAUGAAAGAAUUAUGGCAGAACAACAACGAAAAAUGGAGAUUAAAGAUCCGCAUUAUAACGAUAGAGAUGUCGAAAUGAUCUCCGAAUGGGAGAAAGAGAAGGCUAGAUCACAGAACAGAUUAAACGAGGCUCAAAGUAUCGAGGAUGCCAAGAAAUCUCAAACUGCCACACUGGUUCCUGUGGUUAAAGAUGCGUCUGAAUUCAGAGCUUUGACGCAGCUUGGUGACCGUAGUACGUUUGCGAAAAAAGAAAAAGAGCCCAGCACGGCUGCGCCUGGUGCCAAUUAUUCGCGUUCUUUUCCUACCAACGUACCUCCUCGAUUCCAAAAUUUAAAUCGCCAGAGUUCUUCAAAUUCGACUACUAAUUCGGCACCUGCUCCUCCUCAAGGACCUUCGGAUGCUCGUAAAAAUAGCCUGUCUCAAUUCUCAAAUAAAUCAAUCAGUCCUAGUAAUUUCGGUCCUGCCAGACACGGCAGAUUGGAUUCGGAUUCAAUGUCCGAUAAAGAAGAUACUCGUAAGGAGCGGUAUAUCUCUGACGAACGUCAACCCGAACGCUAUCAAAGGGAUAAUGUCCACAAUCGCGAUUAUAAUUACGAUCGCGACGACGAUCAAAGAAAAUACGAGAGCGAUCUAAAGAAGAAAUUCUACGAGAAAGGUGAUUACGCCGCUGAUUCGGGCAGAGAUUUCGACCGGGAGACUAAUUACGGUGGUAAAUUUGAAAGAAAGAACAGCGAAAGCGAUCGUUCCGAUAAAUCGAAAGAUUAUAUGAAUCGAAGAUAUUCGGAAACAGAAAGCCACGAUAAAGAACCGGUUAUGAGUUGGAGACACGAAGAAUCGCCUGAGAAAACAAGACAUUUCAACGCACCGCCCAGAUCUCCUCGUACUUACAGCGAAACCGAACAUCGCGAAAGAAAGAAGAGCCGAGAAGAAGGAAAUUACGAAAAAUUAUCUUUCAAUGCUGCUGACAAAGAACGAGAUUAUUACAGAAAAGAUUUAUCCAGUCGCGAUCGACACGUGGAACCUGAACGAGAGAAAGAACACGACCAUCAUCGAGAUUCUUUCGACUAUAAAUCGAUUGAAAAUGAUGUCAAACGUGAACGCGAAACGGAUAAGAAGGAAAAGGAUUCCGAACGGAAAUCACCUGCCACGUAUGAUGAUCGACUUCGUGAAAGUCGUUACUCUCGCGAAUCCAGAGAUUCAUUGAGAGACGAAUCCAGGUACACAAUUCAAGAAGAACGCUCAUAUUCGUGGGUCGAUGAAGGUGAGGUCGAAGAAAAGCCUACUUUGAGACGCGAUCAUCACUACAGAGAAGAAAGGGGAGAUCGUUACUCGCAUGCUCAACGUCAUCCGCCAGGUCCUAUUACAAGAGAAAAAUUAGAAGCCAAGGAAUUGGAAGAUUCCAAAAGAAAUCUCACCGCGUUGGUGCGAUCUGACAAGAAAACGGAAAUUAAGAAAUCGGAGCCGGAAGAGAAAAAAGAAAAAGAUAAGCAAGAGAAUCAAACUAAAUCGGAAAGCACUUUAGAACCAUUGUCACGUUCCCAGAAACGUGAAGAACCUGUUAAAUCAGCUUGGCAUAAAGACGACAAGAAAGAUAAAGACGAAGCUAAAUCAACAGCUACGUCAGCAGAUACCGGCGCUGAUAAGAAGGACAGUAAAGAUAAAGAAGAUACGAAAAGUAGUGCGAAAUCCGCCUCAUCUAAACAAACUGGCGACGAAUCGUCGACAGCUAAAGGCGCAAGCGGCGGUACCGAUGAAAAACGUGACCGACGUGACGACCGCAAGAAAAAUGAUCGCGAUCGUCUUCCCAAACGCGAACCGCGUGGCAAUAAUUGGGCUCGACAUCCGGUCUAUCGAGGCAAUCCUUACGGCGGCGGCCGAACUGAAUCGAAACUUCAUCGGUCCAGUCGAACUUCAGGUUCUGGAGGUAAAACCUCUUCGCGUCGCGACUCUAAAUAUUCGGAAUCCGAUUACUCGGAUGAGAUAUCCGGAUCUGGUCGCGAAGACAGGGUGUCUCGUAAUGAUCGCGACGAUAGGGCUGUAAAAUCGAAACGAUACGAUAGAGACGACCGUAACAUGGAUUAUCGGGUUGAUAAUCGAGACUACAUGGGUGGUAAUCGAGGAGGAGGACGCAAUCGCGACUAUUACUCCUACAAGCCAUCGCACCGAGGUCGUGGCGGAUUCCGUGCCGCGGUUGGUGUCGGUAAACGAAUGGACGGAUACGGACCACCUCCGUCGAAGAGUCCGUUCGGUAAUUCGGGCUCGUACGGCGAUGAGAGAAGACAUAAAUCUAAAGAUAUCGAUGGUCACGGUCACGGUCACGAUCAGCAUUCCGAUAAGAAGGAUUACUCACACGCAGACAAAGGUAAUGCCGACGGUAAGCAUUCGUCAGCUGCCAAUUCCCGUCAGCAAAAUUCUGAGGAUAAAAGUAAUAAGAAGAACGACUCUGCUCAAGAUAAUAAAUCUACCGUUUCGUCGCCUACGUCUGUUCAGACGGCCGAAGCUAACGAAGAAUCGUUCGCAACCGCUAGCGAAGGAACAGAUUCCGAAGAUAAUGGCCUGGUGGCUAAAAGCAAGCCUGCCUAUACCGGUACCAAGCGUCAAAGCACUGUUGUGGCGACCAAACCUCAAAGAGCCAAUUACCGCUCAACUUCUAGGAAACGUUUUGAAGGACGUAGAACAGCUCCCCUGUAUUCGAGAAAGGAAUCCGGCUCGUAUGGAACCACCAAGAGAAACUCGACCAGCAGCGGAGGAGGCGGUAAAAGCUCCAGCGGCGGUAAUAAAGAAAACGAAAAAUACGCCGCCGAAGCAACCGCCGAUGGUGGUUUCGGAAAAGCUGAACAAGAAAAUAAAAGCGGAUCCAAUGAGAAGUCACGUCGCGAAUAUUCCGAUAACCAAUCGUCUUCUGCGUCCGCUGCCAAGAAGAACGUUAAAUCUAGAAACCGUUCAAAUUCGCGCAAGAACGUUCGUUCCAGCGGUGCUAUGACGAACAGUCGUUCGAAGAAUCAAGAAGUACCGGCGCAGCGAAUGUCGCAGACCAAACAAAGGAAAAAUUACGAUUCAAAACCUCCUUCGGAGUAUAGAGAAUCCAAACUCGAUAUACCCAUGCCUUUGUUCAAAGAACUAGGACCUCCUAUACCGGCACCUCCUCCGACAACAAACGCUUGGGAUAAACCGAUCACCGGCGCUUUACGUACCGGAUCUCCGUCAACCAAUGUUCCAUCGGCUGCAGCGUCUGCGAAUGCGGCGGCGGUGGCAGCAGCAGCGGCGGCGGCGGCUAAUGCCGCUUCGGUAUCGUCUAGUGUCGCCAACAGUAGCGGGCCUACUAGCAUUGGACAUGAUAAAGGAUCUUUGCAAGGCGCAGAUCAUCACAUCGAUUCCAGCAGAUCUGAUAUUAAUAGCGGUGUUGGCAGUAGCGGUGGACUAGGUGUGGAUAAAGUGACCACAAAGGUCUUGGAAAAUCUGGACGGAUCAACGCCUCCGGUACAGACUAUUAUAUUUGAGAAUACCAAUUUCAAAUCGGCUCCUGGAGAUAAAACCAAAUACACGAAUCAGUUGAAGAACCAUCGAUACGAUAAAGAUAUGAACUUGAACGCGAACGAUUGCGUCGGAGUAUCUAAUUUCAACACCGACUCGUCCAGUUCCGAGUUACCAAGUAAACAUAACCCAUUGAUGACGUUGUCGUAUAAGGUAAAUUUUAUACCGAAUGAAGACGUUUCGGAUAUGAAAUUAGAUUUCACCUUCGAUUCGGAAUUUUCCAAAUUGACCGAUGAUAAUAAAUCGGCCGCUAAAUCGAUGGAAUUGCACGCGAUGCAGUUGGGACAGUCGACCGAUGCUGAAUUGAAUAGGAAGAUUGCGCAAGUGAAAAAGGUAUGGGAUGGAUCUUUGGUAGAGUCGUACGAUGAUGUAAUGGUGAACACAUCGUCGACGUCGUUCUCUCCCUCGUUCAGUAGCCACAGUUCGGAUCCAAAUAGCACUUGUUUUGUUAAUACUCACGUCGACAGUUCGGAGCAUUUGCAAGUUGACGAUGUCGGUAUGGCCCAUAAUGAGGUCGUAUUCAGCCCUGUAUCGCAAAUACAAGGAGUCAAUUCAAGUUACGGUUCGGUCACCAACUGUCAGACAGUGGUGAUUAAAAACGACGCUACGUCGUCUUCUAGCAACGUUUGCAAAGUUAAACCGCAGCCCCAAGGAUGCAGCACAAAUAUGGCCAAUGUAGCGGCGCAGUCGACGGUAAUGUCGGCUACUUUGGUGUCUCAACCACCACCCAUGUCGUCACCAUCGUACACCUUUAGUUGCUCUACUCCGCAGCCCGCCUUGAAUAGCAACGCGGUUGCGGCGACUGCUCUCGCACAAAUUAAUUUCCAAGCUGCAGCUGCGCAAUACGGUAGCAUGCCUCCGGUACCGUCGUCUCCAGUAUUAUACAAUUCUACUCAACCCGCUGCUCCUGGACCGACCGCUUUGUACGGCGCGUUCCAAAUAGAUAACCCACAGGUGGCAGCUAGAACGCAGUUUAAUCAGUUCGCAGCCGCAUCGUACGGAUUAUCGGGCGCCGUUGGCCAAACAUCGGCGUUCAACCAAUCUGUCUUUGUGCAACAACCACCUCCGAGCGCGCCGCCUCCAGAAAUGUAUUCGUCGGCGAUGCCUCCUUACCGAUUACAACCGCAGGCUUUCGGUAACACGCAGCAAAUAACCAGUCCGAGCACGGUGCUAAUUUCGAGUACGUCGAAUUCCCUGAUGUCGGCUACGAUUAAACCGUCUAAUCAGCAGAUUAGCGCCAUUGGCACGAAAACCGGAUACCCUACAGCUCAAACGUCGCCGUUAUAUAUACCUUUGGAUCCGGCUACUCAACUUUUGAACCAGAAUUUCAUGCCGGGUAGUCAGCUACUCCAAAGACCGGCCAGCAACGUUAUACCGGCCGGUUCGCUACAAGCGGCUUCUACGUCGUUUUAUACUACUGGAUCCGGAGCCGGUGUCGCGGGUCAAACAGGAUAUUUCCCUACGGGCACCAAUUCCCCGUUACAGCCUCAGCCUGGCACUGCGAUCGGAUUAUCCUAUAAUGCCCAAUCAGCUGCGCCGUCCCUUGGACCUACAGCUAUGCAAAAUUUUGGCUCACAAUUAACGCAGCAAUUCCGAUCAGCACCGUCUUACUUGAAAAGCAGUGCUAACGCAUGCAACAUCGGUUCGGAUUUCGGUAACGGAAAACCGAUCACUUUAUCUAAUCAGCACGACGCUCUGAAUUCGGUGUUUCCUCCUGUCGGUUGUUAUGUAGGUACCCAAAUGAGCUCAACCAAACCGCGAAUACCUACCGGCGGCAAAAACGUAGUCCAAAACGUACAGCAAGCCAUGGGACAGCACAACAUGUCUCAAAAUUCCUACAGUUAUCAAUCGGCUAAUCAAAUGCGCAAUAACGGAGGCGCAAACAAAGGAUCGCAAUAUCCGCAUCCUAUACAAAGGCCGGUUAGCCAAGGAAACGCGAACUCGUCGAACCGAGCCGGAAAUAGUACAAGCAACUCGAGCUCACACAGAAUGCCGGUCCGAAAUAAUGCUCAUCAAUUAGUCAACAACAUUCAACAACAACCUCCGUCUUCGGUUUAUUAUACGCCUUCGUCAGGGUACAGUACCAGUUCGACUAAACUUGAAGCAUCCUCAUUAGACUCGAAAUCCGAACCGAAUUCCGAUUCAAAAUUAGCCGACAGCAUCAAGACGAUUAAUUCAAAAAACGUGACCGUAUCGUCUUCGGAGAAAACCGCAGUUACAAACGAAUAAAUUACAUUACGAAACAUGUACUGUAAUAUUAAUAUAUUCGUACAUGAUAUUCGAACCGAUUACAACAAUGUGAAAUUUUCAAUUGAUAUCGAUCUACGCGAUCGUUUCACUAUCCAUCUAUUCUACUCUGUUAAUUAUUAUUAGAGUAAAUUUAAAAAAACGAAGAAUUUUCAAUUUUGUAUUGAUACAUAAAUAUUCUACUUCCCGUAUUUUCGUUUUGCUCCCUACUACAGCCUACCAUACGAUUUUAUUACGUAGAUUUUAACAUCGCAUCGUUGUAUUGUUUAUUGCAAUACUGAAAAAUUUAGGUUUUUUUGGUUUCGUGCGCCCUACCUCCUCUCUCCUUUUGCUCGAGGUAUCGAUGUCGUCGCGUUAUAUACCUAUUUUUUUUCUUCGCUAAAUAUCUCUUACCUAUUUAUUUGAACUUGACUCGUAUUAAAUGUUUUAACGAGUGAAACGAAUAUUUUUUAUUAUUUUUUUCGAGUAGGUAUAGGUAGUCGAAUGAUACAUCGUCUUUUGUAUUAUGUAAGUGCUAUUGUUUGCGUAUGUGUGUCGCGUAGUCUCUUAAAUCUCACAUAUGUAUUAUGCUGAAUUGAUCCGUACGAUCGACUCUAAUCGUAUAUUCCUAUGUUGCGUUUUCCUUUAUUAGUGAAUUAUUUAGACGGCACGAUGUAAUAUUAUUAAACAAACUGAAUGUUUUUAGCUCGAGCACAUAAAGCGUUAUUUGUUGCUCUCUUUAUUCUUUCUCAGAUUUAAAAAUACCUACAUAAAUACUAAAACGGCACAAUUAAGGAAGGUGUGCUUUUUCAUUUCGUAUUUAACGAUAUCGAUAAGAACGACGGUGUAUUAUUAGGAAAAAAAAUCGCGUUUGGAAGAUUAUGAACUUGAAAAACAAAAUAGGUAGAAAUUAUUAAAAAAUGUACUUAUUAUGCGCGCGCAUUUUUAUUGUAAUUUGAUUAUGUAUUUUUCGUAUGUUUGUAUCUUUCUUUUUGUAUGUGGUGUGUUUAAAUCUAUAUUUUUCUCUCUGUUUGUAGUAGUCUGUUGGUUUCAAAAAUUAUAAUUUUGAAAAAAAAGAGGAAUUUACGAAAUAUACUUCGCUUAAGUAUUUAAAAAAAAAAAAUGGACUUGUAUUUUCUUUUUUUUUCUCAUUUUUUUUUUGUUGUCAGAUUGCUACAGUGUGUUUGUUAGGCUGUUUUGGCUGCUUUUUAAAUAUAUAUUAUAUAUAUAUUCUUUUCAUCUCUUUCUCUUUUUAUGCUUAAUUUGUAUUUAUUUAUUAUUUAGCUGUGUAUUUCAGUUAUUUAAAUUCGGACUUGUUCGGGAAUUUUCUUCGUUUUAUUAUGUAGAACGUUUUUUUUUCCUCUGUGUUAAUUUAUCGUAUAAAUAUUCGAGUAAUGUCGUGUAAUUGAAUAUUCUAAUAUAUCUGUCACUAAUUUUA